AAUAAUUUUGCAAAUGACUGUCAAAAGAUAUUUUUAAUGGUAUAUAAUUUGCCAUUAUUAAUUGGAGGACCAUUUAUUAUUAUUGGAUCAGUCAUUUAUUUGUGGUGGUUAAUAGGACCUUAUUGCCUUCUGUCAUUUGGAGUAUUUUUAUGUUCUUAUUUUCUUCAGUAUGGUAUUGCAAGGUUAAGUGGUCGUUACCGUAAAAAAGUUAUAGAAAUAACAGAUCAAAGAGUUAGCCUGAUGACAGAGUUUUUAAAUUACAUCAAGUUAAUUAAACUUCAUGCCUGGGAAAAACCAAUGACAAAAAACGUAACUGAAACUAGAUCCAAAGAGCGAAGUUUACUAGAAAAAUGUCAAUAUUUACAAGUACUAAAUACAAUAAUAUCUGGAGUUUCUCCUUAUAUUGCCACUAUAAUUACUAUAGUUGCAUAUACUUUAUCAAAGAAUGAUUUAAGGCCAUCUGAGGUAAGUUUUAAAAUUGAUUUAAUUGAUGUAGAAAAUUCUUUGAAAGAUGAAGUAUCUCCUAAUACAGCUCUAGUUACUCCAGUUGCUCCAACUUAUGUACUUAGAAACAUUUCAUUAAUUAUUCCAAAAGGAAAAUUAAUAGGUAUUUGUGGAUCUGUUGGAAGUGGAAAAUCAUCAUUACUUUUAUCUCUUCUUGGACAGAUGAAAUUAAUACAUGGUCAAGUUGCUGUUCGAGGAUCCUGUGCCUAUGUUCCACAACAAUCAUGGAUAUUACAGACAUCUCUUCGUGAAAACAUUCUUUUUGGUCAUCCUUUUAAUUCUAAGCGGUAUUAUGAAGCAAUUUAUUGCUGUGGAUUAACUGAAGAUGUAGCUCAUUUACCAUGUGGAGAUCAAACUGAAAUAGGAGAUCAUGGAGCAAAUUUAAGUGGAGGACAAAAACAGAGAAUAUGUCUUGCAAGAGCUCUGUAUGCAGACAAAGAAGUCUAUAUUCUUGAUGAUCCAUUAUCAGCUGUUGACUAUCUUGUUGGACGUCAUGUUUUUCAACAUUGCUUAAAAGGAGCUUUGAGAGGGAAAAGUAUUUUAUUUGUCACUCAUCAAGUUCAGUAUCUAGAAGAAUGUGAUUCAAUUAUUUUAAUGAGGGAUGGUGAAAUAAGUGAACUAGGUACACAUGAAGAAUUAUUAACGAGUAGUAGUGAAUAUUCAGUAUUAAUUCAAAUGUUAUCAAAAAAUAAAGAGAAAUUAUUGGAAGAAAAUGAAAAAUCAAAAGUUGGUAAGUUUAAUAAAACAUUUUAUAAGUAUAAGCUAAAUAGACACAUAAGUGAAAAAGAACCAAAGAAUAUGUCAAUAUCUCUUGAUACCUACAAGUGUUAUAUGAAGGCUGCAGGUGGUUAUAUUGUAUGCUCAUUAGUAUUAAUAUGGUUUCUCUUCUAUGCUGCUUUGGCUGCUUUCAGCAAUUGGUGGCUUGGACAUUGGCUAAAGCAAGGAAAUGGAAAUUCCAGUGAUAAUCAACCAGACAUUAUUGAAGUGGAAAAGGAUAAUAUUUCUCUAAAUCCACAACUAAGCUUUUACCAGUUAGUAUAUGGUUUGUCUGCUGUAAUGUUAUUGGUGAUUGGUGUUAUCUUAGGAUUUUUAUUUUCUAAGACAUCGCUUCGAGCAUCAAGUUCUUUGCAUGAUUUGGCUUUAAUAAGAAUUGCUCAAAGUCCAAUGCAUUUUUUUGAUACUGUAUCAGUAGGAAAAAUACUUAAUAUUUUUACACGUGAUUUAGAUGAAGUUGAUACUCAAUUGCCAACUUUGAUUGAAACAUUUUUGCAGCAUUUGAUGUUCAUCAUCUUCAGUUUAGUUGUAAUAGCCUUUGUAUUUCCAUGGUUUUUAAUACCUUUAUUAGUAAUUGCCAUAGGAUUUAUUUUUUUGCAAAGGAUAUUUAGAGCAAUAAUGAGAGAACUAAAACAUCAAGAAAAUAUAUCGAGAUCACCAAUAUAUAGUCACAUAACUGCAACAAUAGAAGGCAUUAUAUCAAUCCAAGCAUUUAAAAAACAAGAUGAAUUUACAGAAAGGUUUAUUCAAUUGGUUGAUGCAAAUGCUUCUCCCCUCUAUCUGUUCUAUAGUUCAAUGCGAUGGUUUGCAAUAAGAAUGAAUUUUCUUUGCGUUUUAAUUAUAUUAAUUGUUUGUUUAUUUGGACUUUUUUUAAAAGAGGAAAUAGCUGCAGCAUUUAUUGCACUUGCUAUUUCACUUACUAUUCAGAUGUGUAGUUUCUAUCAAUAUAUAACAAGAUUAGGUUGUGAUAUUGAAGCUCGUUUUACAUCUGUAAAACGAAUUCAAUCGUACAUUGAACAGUUAGAAUUAGAAUCUCCUGCAAUAGUAGAUAAUUCUCGUCCACCAGUUGAUUGGCCAACAAGAGGACGCAUAAGUUUUCGUGAUGUCACAAUGAGAUACAGACCAGGUCUUCCUUUGGCAUUAAAAGGUGUUACAUUUGAUAUAGAUUCACAAGAUAAAAUUGCAAUUGUUGGAAGAACAGGUGCAGGCAAAUCUUCUAUAGGAGUUGCACUGUUUCGAUUAGUAGAAGUUACAUCUGGAACUAUAUUUAUAGAUGGUCUAGAUAUCAGUCAGUUUGGUCUAGAAGAUCUGCGUCCUAGAAUAUCUAUCAUUCCUCAAGAUCCUAUACUAUUCAGAGGAACAGUAAGAUAUAACCUUGAUCCAAUUAAUCAGCAUAUGGAUAUGGAGUUAUGGGAUGUCCUUGAACAAACACACAUCAAAGAUAAAGUUAUGACCAUGGAUGGAGGAUUAGAUGCUUGCUUAAUGGAAGGAGGAAGAAACUUUUCUGUGGGAGAAAGACAACUCUUGUGUAUGGCCAGAGCUUUGUUACAACAUAAUAAAAUAGUGUUACUGGAUGAAGCUACUGCCAGUAUCGAUCCAGAACUGGAUUCAUUAAUUCAGGAUACAAUUCAUGAAGUGUUUAAUGACUGUACAGUACUUACGAUUGCACACAGGAAAUCCACUGUAAUGAGAUACAAUCGCAUUCUGGUCCUGUCUGAUGGAAAGGUUGUGGAAUUUGAUAAAACGUCCAUCCUGGCUUCGAAUCCAAAUUCGUUUUUCUCUCAGCUCAUGACUGAUACGACGCUAGUAACAGAGCUUUAAUUUAUGGAAAGUCAAGAGGCCGGGAUUCAUUUUUAAUACUUUCUUUGCUCAUUAUAUAUUAAAAAUGAUUAAAAUAGCUUGUAAUACUCAAUAGUCAGAGAAUGUCAAAACUUUUACGGACUGUGUGACAUUUAAUGUCAUUGAGUAUUCUCAAGAUCAAAACUUUAUUUUCGUAACAACUAAGACUGUGAAGUAGUUUUAAUAAAAAUAAAUUUUAAAACAA
Centruroides sculpturatus (bark scorpion) is the source of this 3322-nucleotide messenger RNA. Its product is annotated as multidrug resistance-associated protein 5-like. The transcript has 21 exons. The annotation marks the transcript as partial. Gene Ontology annotation, cellular component: membrane. Gene Ontology annotation, biological process: transmembrane transport. Gene Ontology annotation, molecular function: ABC-type transporter activity; ATP hydrolysis activity; ATP binding. Lineage: Eukaryota; Metazoa; Arthropoda; Arachnida; Scorpiones; Buthidae. The record is from RefSeq and is a predicted model, not a curated record.